AUGGAUCAACCUCGACGCAUGGCGGCUUUGGGCUUACAAGAACGGGGAGCCGCUGCCCAGUCCCCCGAAGCAUGGGGUAUCACUACCGAAGAAGCCUGGGGCGGCACUCUGUCCCCCAAAAACAACGAAUCUUUGUCCGGGAAAGGAACCCCAGUGGCCGCCAAAGCGCAACAAUCUCUUACUUCUCGGAGCAAAGGGCCCUCUUCCACGGGCUCGGGGUUGGCUUCGUCGCGAUGGGCUCCUGGAGGGGCUUCUCACGGCCCUCCUUCCGAGGCUCCGUCCGAGACUCCAAAGGCUCCCCGCGGAGGCCUUGCCAAAUCCCUGUGGGCACCAGGCAACGUGCCGGCAGACUCUCAUAAUUCCGAGGACCAAAUCAUGGGCGGAGCUGAAUAA
This is a messenger RNA of Akanthomyces muscarius, 393 nucleotides long. RefSeq lists its product as uncharacterized. Lineage: Eukaryota; Fungi; Ascomycota; Sordariomycetes; Hypocreales; Cordycipitaceae. The record is from RefSeq and is a predicted model, not a curated record. The coding region runs from base 1 to 393 and encodes 130 amino acids. The transcript has a single exon.